UCAACAUAAAGUCUCUCAUAUACAAUAGUUAGGUACAGAGUUCAACUUUUGUGAAUUACAUCUAGUGCAGUAUCGCUUGAAAUAAUAGUUUUGUGAAUUACCCUAUUUAUUAUUCGUCGGUAACUAACACAUUGAAUUCAAAAACCGUUGGUAUUUUCGUGUCUUCAAUGAUGGCGCUGGAGUCUAUUUCCGGUGGUCAGAAAAGGCGGCAAUAGGAUUUGCACGUAGAUGUUAUUAAUGUGUGGAUGUAGUUGGUUAUUGCUUGUUUGGUAGAAACGUUUCGAAAGGGUAAAAGCAUCAGGAUGGGAAAGUCAUCUCUUGGCAAACGCAAAACAAAUGUUCUUCCUUUUCGAGUUUCAUCAUUAGGAAAUGUAGGAGAACUUCCUGAACCGGGCCCAUCUCAACGUGGUCGAACUUCUGUGAAGAAGUCCUACAUUCCAAGACUGUCGAAGAGCAGAGCUCUGUCAUCCUCGCCAAGCAAGGAUGCUGCAAAAUCUAUCUCGUAUGCAGGUUCCUUGAGGCGCAGUCGGAGUAAUUCCAACCUACAUCAGUUUGCAGUAGGAACUCCCAUGACUCCUAUGUACUUCAUGGGCAGUGUUCCUGGAACUGCCCAGUCAUCUAGGGUUGGUGGACGAUCCACUAUGCCAGUAUUAAAGGAUCCCAGGCCUCUGUCUGACAAAAGAUUCCAAAAUGCGGCAUUGCAGAGGAUCCAGAAUUAUCUUCAUCAAAAUGAUGAUGAAGAUUUGAAGUUGACCACUUCAAAGGCCUUGGCCACACGUUCGCUUACACUAAAGGUGUUUGUGGAUUUUGUAUAUCAUUUGCUGUCUCAUUUUUUCAAGAAACACAUUAUAAAUAUGAGCAACUAUGCGGAUGAAAUUCCACACCUGACCAAGAGGCUCGGAUAUCCAGGCAGCGUUAAGAAAUCCUGGCUGAUUACAGCAAACUCGUCACACUCGUGGCCUAAUGUCAUUGGUCUACUGUCCUGGUUGGUAGAUAUAGUUAGAAUAUACAGACCCGAGAUGUUGAGCAUGAUUAUGUUUCCUCCUGAAGGUGAGGAAGUUGUAAAUGAAAGCAUUCUCGAUACACAGACAAUGUUCUCCUACUAUUUCAAGUGUUAUGACAUUUUUAACAAUGAUGAAGCAAGUGAGGAACGUAUGGCUGAUGAAGACAACCGUCUAGUCCAUGAGAUGGCUUUGAAGCUUAACAUAAACAAAGAAGACUUCAGAGCGAUUACAGAAGAAAUCAGAAACCUGAAAAUGCAGUUGGACAAUCCAGAAGAUAAAGCGGCACGCAGAGAAAUGAUAGAAUUAGAAGCUGCAUCUGAAAGUCUCCACAAUGACUUGAAGAAACAACGACAUUGCGUUCAGAAAAGGGAUGCCUAUCGGAAUGCGCAGCAGGAUAAAGUCGCAAGGCUCUUGUCUAACAAUGAUGUGUUGAAGAUGCACAUCGAGAACGUGCAGACAGACAUUUCAAAAAUGAAGCAUGUUAUUGAAACUCAGAGCAUCACUCGCGAGGAUAAGGAAUCCAUCGAGAGCGAGUGCAGAGUGCUGGAGGAGACUAUCAAAGUGAACCAGGCUUGCUGCGAUGCGUUGUCAAAGACUGUGUAUGCGGAUGACAUUAAAAUAGCCAAAUUGAAAAAUGAGUUGAACAACAAGUGCGUAGAUUACAACACGUCCAUUAUGGAGUACAGAAGUGGACUUCCAGCUUUAGACGUUUUUAAGAUGCCUAUGAACUUCCUGCACAAAGAUACUGAUCUUAUCAUGCAGCAAAUUGUUGAUGAGAUGGAGAACUUCAGGACAGAUUUAAAAAUGAAAUUGAAUGAAAUGGAAACACGGGCAGAGGAGCAAGAAGAAUUUGCUGCAGAGGCUGUUGAACGCGAGGUCGCAUCCUCUGAAGAGUAUGACAAGUAUGUGAAGGAGGUGGAAGACUUGAAGGCAGAGGUGACAAACCUGAAGGAGAAAGUAAAGAAUGAAGAACAGAUGUUUAAAUGCAAUUUGAAGAGACUGGAAGAAGAUUGUGUGGAUAUUGUAGCAAAGAUGCCUUCUGUUGAGGAGGAAGAAGAGAAAUUGAAGGACAGUAGAGAAAAAGUUCAGUUCAUGACAGAUCACAUAUCGAAAGUCAAUGAACAGGCACAUUCGUUCUUUCAAAAAUAUGAUGCCAUUUAUGAAGACUUGAUACAGAAGUUGAAAGGUCAGAUGUUGGAACAUAUGAAACAAAGGGAAUCCAAGAAAUAAAGUUACAGUGUUUAGGCACAAUAUUUAAUUCUCCUGUGGUAUUAUAAUCCUCUCUGGGUGAAACAAAAUACUCUGCUUUUUCUCUGAUCGCAUUAUGUCCUUUUGCUCGUCGUUUUCUUUAAUUUCUGGGUAUUAAGUAUCUACCGAGAUUGAAACUUCAGAGACAUUGCGUGGGCUGGCAAAUAUCUUACUUUGCUGAUGUUUUGGAUGUGCUUAUUGCCUCUGUCAUUGAGAUGAUGGAGGCAGUAAGCACCUUUGGAAUUGAUUACUUGUAUGUGACUACGCUGUGAAAUAUCCCAGAUUGCUGUCAUUUUCAUAUUUGCCACUGUGAGCACCUGAAAUUUCCCUUGUUUUGUGUUCAAUAUAUUACUUAUUGUUACUGCCUCAUCAUUUAACAUAUAAUCUGUACUACUGCAAAUUAUGGACAAAAACAUAAAUUUUAUGUUUCAUUUUAUAGCUCCUGCUCGUCUCACCAUAUGGAUUGAAACAUUUAGAGGAAAGUAUGUCAUUGGGAUCUUAUCAAAACUUACUUAUUGUCCCAUCCCUAUCUGUUUUAUGAUAAUAUAAAUAAG
Messenger RNA from Zootermopsis nevadensis, 2806 nucleotides. RefSeq names its product kinetochore protein Ndc80 (gene Ndc80). NCBI's taxonomy places the organism in Eukaryota, Metazoa, Arthropoda, Insecta, Blattodea, Termopsidae. Gene Ontology annotation, cellular component: Ndc80 complex. The record is from RefSeq and is a predicted model, not a curated record. Gene Ontology annotation, biological process: attachment of mitotic spindle microtubules to kinetochore.